This is a messenger RNA of Ictalurus punctatus (channel catfish), 1214 nucleotides long. RefSeq names its product progonadoliberin-1. The transcript is spliced from 4 exons. Gene Ontology annotation, biological process: multicellular organism development. The record is from RefSeq and is a predicted model, not a curated record. Gene Ontology annotation, molecular function: hormone activity. Gene Ontology annotation, cellular component: extracellular region. Bases 851 to 1165 code for a protein of 104 amino acids. Lineage: Eukaryota; Metazoa; Chordata; Actinopteri; Siluriformes; Ictaluridae.
GCAAAAUUUAUGGAUAUUCUGUUGUCAGAGUGAAAGAGACUUGAGACAACAAAUGUGAGCCCAGGACUAUCUGUGUCCUGAUUGUGUGCAUGUGUUGCUUCCCAAGCACCAUAACUCUACCUGCUGAAGUAGGAGGAGUUUGGAGGUCUCCCAAAAUUUUUGGAUUGAGUAACCUCUGUAACUGUAAAAUAAAUACCACACCCCGUCAGUACAGAAUUAUUUUAUCAACUUGAUUUAUUAUUCCAUUUAUAAUUUAAUUCAAGUAGUAGGUUUAUGAUUUUAACUUACGAUUUAAUAAUAUUCCGACUAUUAAUUGGCGCUUUUGAGGUUUUAUUCCUGAUCUUUACACUAAUGUAAUCUAUUCGAAUUAAUUUGACGUUAUUUAUAGCCCUACUCGUUUAUCAGUUAUUGAGCUUUGUGAUCAGUAAAACAGGCUAAUAAUGUAUAACUAAUCAAUAAAGGAAAAAAUAACUUUGAAAUGACUUUGAUCCCACUUUGAGAACCACUAUUUUAAGCUUUAGUGGACACACAGAGAGCAAACUUUCACUUACUGGCUACCCAGGCACCAAAACAGCAGUGUGUGCCAAUACUUUAAUCUUUAGCUUAGCUUUUGAAAGCAGAAGUGGCACUUAGAGCUCACUAAAUCCCCUUUCUCAUCUUUUUAAUACGCACGCAUGGCGAUUUUCCGACUUAACAGAUUAAUGUUAAGUGGUAAAGAUGCUCAGCAUCAUUCUGCUUUUAGUCUCCUGCAGUGCAAGGUUGGACAAAGGUAAGUAAAGUGUUUGUGUGAGAGAGAUAGAAAGGGGGUGGGGUGGGGGGAGUGCUAUAAAAGGCCUGCUGUUGAGAGAAAAUGCAUCAGACUGUAGAGAUCAACAUUGUGAAGAGCAGAAGAACUGUCUGCAGGGCGACUGAUCAAGGAAGGAUGUGUGUGAAGCGAGCACUCUGGUGGAUGGUGGUGUGUGUUGUGGUGCUGCAGGUGAGCUCUCAGCACUGGUCUCAUGGCCUUAAUCCUGGAGGAAAGCGUGCAGCGUUGCAGGAGACUGUUGAAGAAAUGCCGAGGACCUCCGGCUACGUGUGUGAUUACGUAGAUGUUUCACCUCGGAAUAAACUCUACAGGCUGAAAGAUCUGCUGACCAGUGUUGCUGAGCGAGAAAUUGGACAGUAAGACAAAUAACAAAACUGAUCAAGAGCUUCAAUAAAAUGCUUUGCCUUUA